Messenger RNA from Selaginella moellendorffii, 2333 nucleotides. RefSeq names its product DNA-directed RNA polymerase II subunit RPB1. The record is from RefSeq and is a predicted model, not a curated record. Lineage: Eukaryota; Viridiplantae; Streptophyta; Lycopodiopsida; Selaginellales; Selaginellaceae. The transcript has a single exon. The coding region runs from base 1 to 2307 and encodes 768 amino acids.
AUGAUCAAACUGCCAGCUCUUUGGCGCAGUGGUCACGACACGAACUGGGACGGCAGCGGCGGCGGCGGCGGCACCACUCCCGGAUCCGCUUGGAGCGGUGCUGGAAUUGGAAUCACAAGAGUAGCAGGCAAUCUCUCACAGGCUUGCGAUCCUUCUUGUCGAGGCAGCAGUGUAGUUCAUCCCAGGCUCCUCCACAACAGUGUCCCCAGGCCAGAGAUCUUAGGAGGGAGUGGAUUCUUUCGAGCUAAGCUUUGUGAGCUUGACGAGAUAGAGGUUCUUCCUCCUCCACUACCACCACCACCAUUUUUCUUCCAUGGUAGCAGCACCAACUCUCUGGUGAGCUCCAGGAACUCUCACACUAGCAUGGGGAACAAGAGCUCGUCAACUAGAGUACCGGUGAUUAGCUAUAGAAGCAGUGGGAUCUCCGAGAAGCAGGAUGGUGCCAGCGUCCAGUCCAAGAAGCUCGAGCCUCUAAAGCUCCCGAUCACAACCAUGGCAGAGAAAUCGACACAAACUUUCAGCACCAAGAAUGUCGCGCUAGACACAUCCAGUUUGGUUUCCACGAACUUUGGAAAGCCGGCUACUUUGCGUGGAGGAUCGUCAUCGCCGGGACCGGGGCCGGGAUGGUACUCGCCGAAGUCCCAGCCAUCUUCGCCAGCUUUCUCGAUGGGAAGCCGGCUUGGCGAUGGCAAGAGGUCUCACAGUCCCGGACCAGGAGCACACUACGUAAAGAGGAGGCCGGACGGUCCAGGCUACACGAUGUCUCCUCGGUUUAGAGACGCUGCAAAGGACCGGAGUCCCGGGCCGGGGCAGCACAAUCUUCCAGGAACUUUUGGUGGUCCGGCUUACACCAUGGCGCCGCGGUUUAACUCGCCUCCCAGAGCUCACAGCCCGAAGCCAUUUGCUUCUUCGUUGUCCGUCCUAGGCAAAGGUGCCGGCCCGAUGCGAGAGACAAACACUAGCUGGACCAAGACAGCGGUUGAAGGUUCGUUGAAUGCUCAUGCAAACGUUCCUGGUCACGGGGUUUAUUCCAGCUACAGGCCCGAGCAUCUGCCGAAGAAGAAGAAGGAGAAGAAAAAGGAAGUUGGCUACUUCAUCGUCAAGGUGAAUCCGAAAGGACCGGCUUACAAGAUCACAAAGACGGGGACCUUCUUGAUGCCGGAACCGGAUGAUCCGGCUUUCAAUCCAGAGAGAGGGGAGUCAGGAAGAAGGGACUCUGGCAAUCUAGACAGGAGAGGUUCCCGCUCCAGGAGAAGAUCCAGUUUAUCUCCGAGGCGGCCGUCGGGUCCUCCACAACCAGAUCCAACUCCGGGACCGGGAGAACACCAGGACGCCGAGUUUCAAACAAACGGUCCCUGGAUAACUAUCAAGUCCAGGAUUCCAUUACGUCCAAAGGAGAACUUUCCAGGACCAGGAACUUACGACGUUGUGUCGAGGCCGAGCUCGCCAUCCUUCUCUCUCGGCACUCGCCGUUUUGUUCCGGAGGACAAAACAGAAAAUCCAGGGCCAGGAGCGUACAGGAUCAUAGGGAAGCCACACGGCCCGCAUUUUUCAAUCACUGGCAAGCCCCGAGACUCGUCACCCCGCUCGAGAAGUCCCGGUCCCGGAGCCUACAAGUACGAGAAUGGAACCAUCGGCUAUGGUCUACCAGCUUUCACCAUCACUGGCAAGGCGACGUCUCCACGAGAAAGCGAUGUUCCAGGCCCCGGUACUUACUCUGUGCGGCUUCCCAGAGGCCCGGCUUUCACCAUGCAGUCGAGACAAAGCUCACCAAGAACUCCAAACUUUCCCAGCCCGGGAUCAUACAGUCCGCAGCACAGGAUGCGAGAAGAGUUAUCAGACACCCCCGGCCCCGGCUCCUACACCUCGAGAUCUUCCAUGGACGGUCCUUCCUUCAGCAUGCACGGCCGACUUAGUAGCCCGGCUUCUUCCACUUCCAGGAGCAGCUCUCCGGGACCUGGAGCGUAUACGAUCUCUUCCAGGCCAACGAGUCCAUCAUUUACGAUGUAUGGCCCGGUGAAGAAGAGCAACGAAUGGAAUGAUUUUCCAGGGUCCGGAGCGUACUGCCCGAAACUAGGCCGGGUGAGUCCGGAGUUUAGCAUCCGGGGAAAGCUUCCAGUCCAGCAGAGAAGCCGAAGAAGCUCUUUCAGCAUCCGGGGGAAGAUUUCUCGUGAGGAGCGUCCUCGUUUUCCAGGACAGGGGGCUUACAACGUCAAGAGUGGAAGAAGCUCUCCAUCUUUCAGCAAUCCAGGGAAGAUUUAUUGUGAGGAGCGUCCUCGUUCUCCAAGAUUGCUAAGAAAAAUAUGAAAUGAGAAGUUAUAUUUGUGUCUGUU